AUGGGCAGCGGCAGCGGCGGCGGCGGUAGCAGCUCGUCAUCGUCCUCGGUCGACAAAAACAUCACAAGGAAGGCGUUUGGUAUACUCAUCUUCCCGAUCAUCAUACUCGGCGUGUAUGCGGCGAUAAUCCCGCUGACGAGCGGGAUCUUCAAGUACACGAUAGGCGCGGUGGAGUACGAUAUCGGGACGCAAGGAUAUACAGUCAACGGGGUGCAAGCCAUUGCUUCGAGACAAUUCGACUACCCAACGCCCGAGACCUGGCCGCAACCGAUCCGCGGAUUGCCCAAACUGCUCGUCGCUCACCUAGCAGCGGUCUGCGUCCUCGGAGCGUGUAUAAUCAUAUACAUUACCCAUAUGCUCACCCUUUAUUACAACGGUACGCCAGUGCAACGUCAACAAGAUCCAAAGCGGGGGCUCAGGGCCAUCACUCCCAGCGCGCAGCAAAAGGGCGGCAUGUUCUGGAUAACCCUGCUUGUCUGUGGGAUGGUCCUAGCACUCGGUAUAGCGAAUCUCGCCUUGGUCCAGGAUAGCUGGAAGGCGGCAGAUGCAACGGGAACCUUCUGGCCCUCGAGCCUAGGCUGGGCCUUGGGCAUUGUUGGUGGGCUUUUCGCCGCUUUCUGGCUGGCCAUGAUCAUCGUUUACCGCUAUGUGUACCGCGACAAGGUCGCGGAGGCGCAGCCAAAGAAGAAGUAG
Messenger RNA from Dioszegia hungarica, 693 nucleotides. RefSeq lists its product as uncharacterized. Lineage: Eukaryota; Fungi; Basidiomycota; Tremellomycetes; Tremellales; Bulleribasidiaceae. Bases 1 to 693 code for a protein of 230 amino acids. The record is from RefSeq and is a predicted model, not a curated record. The transcript is spliced from 3 exons.